Silurus meridionalis is the source of this 2517-nucleotide messenger RNA. RefSeq names its product TAF6-like RNA polymerase II, p300/CBP-associated factor (PCAF)-associated factor (gene taf6l). Lineage: Eukaryota; Metazoa; Chordata; Actinopteri; Siluriformes; Siluridae. Gene Ontology annotation, biological process: RNA polymerase II preinitiation complex assembly; transcription initiation at RNA polymerase II promoter. The record is from RefSeq and is a predicted model, not a curated record. Gene Ontology annotation, cellular component: SLIK (SAGA-like) complex; SAGA complex; transcription factor TFIID complex. Gene Ontology annotation, molecular function: protein heterodimerization activity; RNA polymerase II general transcription initiation factor activity; transcription coactivator activity. The transcript is spliced from 11 exons. Bases 329 to 2251 code for a protein of 640 amino acids.
UAACCAAUCAGGGCUUAUUUUGAAGGGAUUGAAUAUGGCGCCCAGGGAGCGCACACCAUGACAACAGAGAGCUAAAAUACUGUUGAACCUGCGACGCUUGAUCAAGAACACGACCCAAAGCAGUGAAAUUCUUGCUUGUUGCUAUAUAUUCGAUUGAUUUUAAACUUUAUUUGCACUCUUUAUAUAAAUCUGUAAGGUUUUUUUUCACCACAGUGACUCAGUUUAGCCGGUUGAUGGGCUAGCUAACAGCCUGCUCUAACGCGAUGCUCCAACAUUAGCUCGUUAUUAAAGCCGGGAAACUAAAGGCGUUCGGACGUGUAUCGCGACCAUGUCAGAGCCCAGAGAAGAGCGUCGUUUCGCUGAAGUCUCCCGAGACUCCAUCAAGCUGAUGGCGGAGAGCGCCGGUGUGGAGCUGCCUGAUGACUUAGCGUCGAUGCUCGCGGAGGACGUGUGUUACCGCCUCAGAGAGGCGACGCAGAACAGCUCUCAGUUCAUGAGACACGCCAAGAGACGCAAACUGACUGUAGAGGACUUUAAUAGAGGACUGCGCUGGAGCAAUACUGAGGUUGUUUGUGGUUACGGUGCCCAAGAUGCCGUACCAUUCCGAUCCCUGAAAGAGGGCGAGCUUUUCUUUGUUGAGGAUCGGGAGGUGAACCUGGUCGAGUUGGCUCUUGCCACCAACAUACCCAAGGGCUGUGCUGAGACGACCGUGCGAGUGCAUGUAUCUUAUCUUGAUGGAAAAGGAAAUCUGGAACCUCAGGGCACAGUCCCCGUUGCUGUGCAGUCUCUGUCAGAUGACCUUCUCAAGUAUUACCAGCAGAUCACUAGAGCCAUAUUAGGAGAAGAUCCACAUCUAAUGAAGGUUGCUUUAAUGGAUCUUCAGUCCAACUCUAAGAUUGCUGCUCUCCUACCUUAUUUUGUUUACGUCAUCAGUGGGGUGAAGUCAGUAAGUCAUGAUCUGGAUCAGCUGAACCGGCUGUUGCACAUGGUGAAGAGUCUGGUUCAGAACCCAUACCUGUAUCUUGGUUCCUAUGUGCGCAGUCUGGUCUCCAGCGUCAUGUAUUGCAUCUUGGAGCCACUUGCUGCCUCUAUCAAUCCACUAAAUGACCACUGGACCCUGAGAGACUAUGCUGCUCUGCUGCUCAGCCACAUAUUCUGGACUCAUGGUGACCUGGUGAGUGGACUGUAUCAUCAGAUUCUGUUGUCACUGCAGAAGGUUUUGUCAGACCCGGUGCGUCCUCUGUGCUCUCACUAUGGAGCUGUGGUGGGGUUGCACGCUCUCGGCUGGAAGGCUGUUGAGCGUGUGUUGUAUCCCCACCUGCCUGCAUACUGGGCGAAUCUCCAAGCCGUGCUGGACGAUUACUCUGUUUCUAACGCACAAGUAAAAGCAGAUGGGCACAAGGUCUAUGGAGCCAUUCUUGUGGCAGUGGAGCGUCUGCUAAAAAUGAAAGCUUUGAGUUUGACAGCAGAAGGAAGUCCUGCUGCUCUUCAGAGUUCUGCGGGAGGAGGGAUGCGCUUUCGAGAGAGCUCACCAGGCCUCAGUCCUCCCCCUGAACCCCUCUCUGAAGCUCCUCUGGGUAUCGCAAGCCACCUGCAAGCAGCUGGAACAGGCUGCCAGUGGGAGGAGUGGACCCCAGUGUCCCUGCCUGCCAUGUAUUGUGAGCUCUACUCGUUCUUUGGAGACAGUUUGGCUGUGCGUUUUAGUACAGGGCCUGCAUUAGGCAGUGCACCACCAGCAGCCUCAGUGCAUCCUUCUGAUGCCAGGAAAGAGACAGGGAGUGGCGCAGGCAGCAUUGAGAGCACACGCAAGAUGCCACAACUCACUGCCAGCAUGAACCUCAGCCCCAGACCAGAUGGAAGCCCACGGACUGAGACUGUACCACCUAUUCUGGGUGCUACUGCAUCAGGGAGGUCUUUGGCCCGAUCUUCUUCCUCAUCCUCAUCCGCAGUCCCUCGUUCCAGGUCCUCCUCCCGUCCAGGGCGUUCUGCCAACCAGUCAAGAGACAUCUUCCCAAAAGCUCGCUUCCUGCCUUCCCAGGUGGGGCCUCCAGCUUUCUCCUUUUUGAUUGGUGGGCGACAGAUGGGCCGGCGAUGCCAGGGACGACGUUUCCAGACAAGCUUCACCCCGAACCCAUCUGUCAGCUCUCUUCCUCCACGGGCUUACGCCCACAAACUACCAGUUAUCGGGAGAGUGAGUAAACCAGUGAGACGUUGGACAUGCUCUCAUUAUUCACUGUAUCUGCCUCUUUAAAGCACAGAGAGGCUCUGGUUGGCUGGUUGUUUUUGUGGCUCCAGCUGCCUUAGCUUCCUCAUGAACUUAUUUUCUGCUUGAACUCUUCAAAGCACUAGAUUUAGAAAGGACAGCUGUAGAACUGUUCUUCGGCUGAUCACAGACAUGCUUUUUUUGAAUAUGCACCAGUUCGAUUUAUUUGUGAAAUAUUUUUUCGUUGACUGUCUUUCACGAUGGUAUCUCACGUAUGUGGAUAUAUUGUAUAAUAAAUCAAAGCACAUUUGCUA